AUGACUGCGGGAGAGAAAGGCAGGGAGGAGGGGCCAGCCAAGAGUGCCCUGCGGAAAGUACACAGGGCCACCCUGGUCAUCAAUUUGGCCCGAGGCUGGCAGCAGUGGGCAAAUGAGAACAGCACCAAGCAGGCUCAGGAGCCUGCAGGCUGGCUGCCCGGAGGGACGCAGGACCCAUCUCAAGACUCUAAACCGGUGAUACAUCUCACUCCACACCAGAAAGCCCAGAGCGCCCCCCAGGCUCCCUCCCUGAAGCCAGCGGGGCCUGGGGAAGGACUGAGCUCAGGGCAGGCCUCGGAGGUCUCCCCGAUCAGAAGGAAAGAGGUGACCAAAACCGUUGUCAGCAAAGCUUACGAGAGAGGAGGAGACGUGAGCCACCUCAGCCACCGGUACGAGGAUGGUGGCAUAGCUGGCCCUGGGCAGCCCGAGGAUGACAUCGACAGGAUCCUCCACAGCCACGGCUCCCCGACACGCAGGAGAAAGUGCACCAACCUGGUGUCCGAGCUGACCAAAAGCUGGAAGGAGAUGGAGCAGGAUGAGCCCAAGUGGAGGAGCGACAGCAUAGACACGGAGGACAGCGGCUAUGGAGGGGAGACAGAGGACAGGCCCGAGCAGGACGGGGAGCAGGUGGCCCCUGCCCGGAUCAAAAGGCCCUUGCCCUCCCAGGCAAAUAGAUUUACAGAGAAACUCAACCGCAAGGCCCAACGGAAAUGCAGUCAACUGCAGGACCUGAAAGGAAAAUGGCAGCGGUGGGCCGAUGAACACAUACAAUCCCAGAAGCUCAACCCUUUCAGUGAGGAAUUUGAUUAUCAGCUGGCCAUGUCCAGCCGCCUCCACAAGGGAGACGAAGGCUACGGCUGGCCCAAGGAGGGAACCAAAACCGCCGAGAGGGCCAAGCGAGCCGAGGAACACAUCCAUCGGGAAAUUAUGGACAUGUGCUUCAUUAUCCGCACAAUGGCUCGCCACAGACGUGAUGGCAAGAUCCAGGUCACUUUCGGAGAUCUUUUUGACAGAUAUGUUCGUAUUUCAGAUAAAGUGGUGGGCAUACUCAUGCGUGCCAGGAAACACGGACUGGUGGACUUCGAAGGAGAGAUGCUAUGGCAAGGCCGAGAUGACCAUGUUGUGAUUACUCUACUAGAGUGA
Pipistrellus nathusii (Nathusius's pipistrelle) is the source of this 1143-nucleotide messenger RNA. The record is from the annotation of a GenBank genome assembly. Lineage: Eukaryota; Metazoa; Chordata; Mammalia; Chiroptera; Vespertilionidae.